Molecule: messenger RNA, 877 nt
Organism: Nematocida parisii ERTm1
Lineage: Eukaryota; Fungi; Microsporidia
Exons: 1
Coding region: 1-804 (267 amino acids)
Biological process (GO): vesicle-mediated transport
Cellular component (GO): membrane
Source: RefSeq, a predicted model, not a curated record
AUGGCAAGUACAGAGUUUAUGGAGUUUCUUUUGUGUGUUAAAGAAAAAGGAAAGGAGAUAUCUUUGCUGUCUGCUGAUGUGGAGAUGAUACAUAUGCUAAAGUCUCGGUACUUGGCGUGUGUUAUGGACCGCGCAGCACAAGACAGCAUUAUUGAUGUUUUUAAAGAAAAUAGUCUAGCAUUCCACACAAAGUGCAAAGAAAUAAAAACCGGAAUAGAGCAGAUAAAAGAGAAGUACAUUCAGAAUGAAUCAUUCCAUAUUAAUAUGGAGAGGCAUAUUAUGGUUCUGUACACAAAUCUAAAGAAUAUAUCUAAAAAGUUUCUUGACGCAAAGUCUUCAUUUUUAAAGCUAAUAGAUGAGAGAGGGGCUUCUCAUAGCAAUACUUUUAAUGAAGAAACUUCUUCAGAGGCUAGAAAUACUCCAACACUGUUAAAUAGAGCAGGAGGUGCGAGAGAGAAAAGUGCUAACGAAGAUGACGCUGAGGCAGGAGUCAAGGCAGAUAAGAGCAUUCAAAACAUUUUGUCCACACUUAAUGAGCUAAAUACUACAUUUAUUGAGCUAAAUCAAAUUAUAAGCAGUUCCUCGUUUGAUAUAGAGGGGGCAGCUUCUAAAAGCUUUUAUAAUAGAAAUACUACGAUUGGGGUUAACACGCAAAUUGAGACCAGCAUUGUGCGCAGGAAAAAAAGAAGAAUGUUUAAAGUGGUUAUACUUGUUCUUUUGUUAAUAGUAUGUAUAGCUCUAGGGGUAUUCUGCGGCAGGAGUAUUCUAGAUUUUAUAAUUAAACUGAAAAAUGCUUUGAAGUAAACAGUAGAUAUAUUUCGGGUAUAUUUCAGGCACUUGCUAUUUAUACUGAGAAGUUCUAGUGUGUCUAGUGGGC